AUGAUUAACAUGAGAUUAUAAAAUCCAAAAUCCUUAUCUUCACUUGUAAAUUUGUAUUUAAAAAAAAUUCAUAAUCCUCUGGAGCUUAAAGAAUUAAUGGAUAAAUUAUUGAGUGAUGCCACUUUUUUGCCUAUAUAUGGACUAAAUAAUUAAUAAAAACUAGAACAUAGAACCAUCUUCACUAAUAUUUCACUUGGGAAUAACUAAAACUUAGGGUAACUUAUAAGACUAAAUUAGGACUAUAUUAGGGAUGACAGUUUUUGGAGUGAUUGGCUUUUUGGCCCUUGGAUUUACCUUUUUAGGAGCAAUAGGCGGAGGAGCUAUAGGCAUCAUUUUGGGAAGGUACUUAGGAAGGAAGAUCUCAAAAAAAAUUGCUACAAAAGGGAUAAAUUUAACUGAAUUUGAUAUCUUUGUUAUCAGAGUAAAAUGCUUACUAAAAUGGGUAAACUUCAUUUUGAUAAUUUAGGGUAAAUUGAUUAUGAUCAAGUAUAUGAAUAACAUCAACUUACAGAGGUUUUGUGUUUAGAGAAUUUUAACUGAGAUCAAACCUCUAUUGCAUUACAAGUAUUUUGAUAAAAAAUUUCAAAAAGAAUCUUCUACUUUACUAGACAAAAUAAGAGAGCAAUUAUCUAAAGAAUAAUCAAUCUAUGCUUUGUGUCUCAGUUAUAAAUUGAGUAAGGAAUACAUUCAAAUAAUUGAAUAAAAGAUAAUAUAUUCAAAAUUUAGUAAUUAUGAAGUAAUACUUAUUAUUAUAAUGUAAUGUUUAGAUAUCAUUUGUUUUAAAUGAAACAGUAUCAGAUGUUUUAAUUCCUUUUCUAACACUAUUUAAAGAUGAAAGAUCAUUUGAAAAAAAUGAUGUAAUCUAAUUAUUGAUUAAAAAAAUCAAAAAAUUAUAAAUUAAUAAAAUAGUAUUAAAGUGUUAAUAAAGUUAUUUUGAUUAACAGCUAUCAAUUGAAUUUAUCAAAAUGUUUGCAGCUAAGCUCAAUCAAAAAGUUAAAAUUGAAGAUUUGGAAAAAUUUUUAUAAAUAUAAAAUUAUAGAUAAUAGAAACAAAAUAUAGAUCAAAUAUCACCAUCAAAAAGUAAUUAAAGAAGGAAAAGCUAAGGAGACAUGGUAUCAAUAAAUGAAGAUGUAGAUUAAGAGUUUCGAGCUUAAGUUCCGUUAAUAAUGAAAAAUUCAGUAAGAGCAAGGGCAAAAUCCUAUGAUGAUAAAAAUGACCAAAAAAUUCUCUCAAAAUAAUAAUCUCAAUUAAUUAUUCAAUAGAAUUAAUUAUAAUAAUAACCAUAAUAACCACUUUAAUAAUCUCAACAUAAUGCCUAUGAACAAACAGAAAACAGAGGAUCCCAAUGUAUACCAGAAAAUUUGAUUUAAUAGACCUAAUUGCAAUAAAUUCUAUGUUUAUAAUUGGAGCAUACCAAAUAACACCAAUAAUUUCAUAGAGGGACAGUAUAAGCGGAAGAGAACUAAAUAAAUUCAGAUAGAACAUAUUAACUAUCAGCCGAGCUCGAAGAAAAGUUUAAUUUAUUAGUUGGACUCAUUGAAGAACCUAUUGAUGGAUGGGAAAUUAUAUUAAAAAAAGAAAAUUUAAUCAUUUACAAAACUUUCAAGCCUGGAAAUCCUGCAGUGUUUGUUAAAGGCCAUAGUGAUUUAUAAGGAAUUUCUAUAGAUAUAUUAUUGAAAGCUAUUCAUAAUGAAAAGUAUAGAUAGAAAUGGGAUAAAAUUUUAUUAAGUUUUUAAGUUUUGGAGAGAGAAUCUGCUAUUGUAGACAUCAUUUAUUACUAUGUUAAAAGCCCACCUUGUGUAGAUAACAGAGAGUUUUGUUAGAAAAGAAUAUUGAAAUACGAUUUUCCAAAGCCAGGAAAAACCUGUCUUUUAUAUUUUAGUGUAGAUCACAACAAGGCCCCUAAAUUCAAAGGGCAUAUCAGAGCAGAAACCUUGAUUUCAGGUUACAUUUUAGAAUCUAUACCUGGAGGAAGUCGAUUGUAUUUUUGUUCAAAUAAUGAUGUCAAGGGGGAUAUUCCAAAAGUAAGAUAUAUGUAUUUUAUAAUAGAGCUUAGUCAACUAUGUGGCUUCCAGAGCUCCUAUUAGUUGGAUUAAUUCAUUAAGAAAAGGUUGUGAAGAUUACAAUAAGAUAAUGUAACAAAUUUAAUGA
Molecule: messenger RNA, 2151 nt
Organism: Paramecium octaurelia
Lineage: Eukaryota; Ciliophora; Oligohymenophorea; Peniculida; Parameciidae
Source: the annotation of a GenBank genome assembly